This is a messenger RNA of Trichoplusia ni (cabbage looper), 855 nucleotides long. RefSeq lists its product as uncharacterized. Bases 421 to 744 code for a protein of 107 amino acids. The record is from RefSeq and is a predicted model, not a curated record. NCBI's taxonomy places the organism in Eukaryota, Metazoa, Arthropoda, Insecta, Lepidoptera, Noctuidae. The transcript has 2 exons.
AUAUUUAAUAAAAAAGCAUAUCUAUUCUUUGUUAAAAAAUUUAGUUCAUCAUUUUAUUAUUCCAAUAAUAAUAACUCAGUACUCAGUCUAUUGUAAUUUUGAAAACGAUUUCUUAAGCAAAAUAAAUUCCGUACAAAACUCAUUAUUGACUCCAACUUUAAAAUCAAAAAUUAAUGGCACGCUCAAUAUUCAAUAGUGCUCAAACAUAAACAGAUUUCAGCGAACUGCGAACAAAGGGAGCUCGGAUCUAGACUCAAAUUUCAGUUAGGUUUCCCAGGCUAGCGAUCAAUAGGACCCUCGCAUCCCGCCGCGCCAGCGCGCAUGCGCAGCGGCCAUCUUACUCCACUCCCGUACACGGCAGAACGCCGACUUGACUUGCAAUAUUAAAAACAAAACAAACGUGACUUAAAAUCAUCAAAAAUGGGGAAAAUGAACCCGAAUCGUGACACCGUGGAUGAUUUUUCAGAUGCGGAGGACAUGAUGGAAUCUAUUGACGAAUUGAAAGAAAGGCUCUCUUCCAUGAAGAAGAUGAUGGAGGAGCGGAAGGCCGCGGGCUCCGGGACUAAGGACCUGUUCCAAGGUCACGCUCCUAGCCUACGCGGGACAACAAUGAUCGAUGGCAACUUCCUAAGCUUCGUUUUCGGAGGCUCCCUCUUCGUAAUCCUAAGUGUAUCUGUCUACGCCUUCUAUAACCUAUACCAUGCCGUACUCAAGAAAUUCCCUUCGACCCACACCGAAUUGUAAUUUGGACCUUUUUCAGACAUUAUAAGGUUUAUUUGUGAUUGACGCAAAAUUGUGGAGGAAAGGACUAUUUGUUUUUGGUAGUUCGGCAUCAUUAAAGUCUGAUCGAAUUUU